This is a messenger RNA of Cherax quadricarinatus, 5741 nucleotides long. The record is from RefSeq and is a predicted model, not a curated record. NCBI's taxonomy places the organism in Eukaryota, Metazoa, Arthropoda, Malacostraca, Decapoda, Parastacidae.
UGAUGACACUGAUAAGGGCGAGGAUGACACUGAUAAGAGCGACGACUAAGGACAAGCAUCACACGGAAAUUCGUCAGGGAUUGCAUCAUGGAGUAUUAUUAUAUUUAGGAGAAAGCGCUAAACCCAUAAGGAUCACUCAGCAUCUUGGGAAAUGAUUUUAAAUCAAUUAUCAAUGAUGUCACGAAUAAGAAAAAGGCCGAUUGUGAAUACAGAAGAAAUGAGUGAAGACUUGUUUGAUAGUCCAAGAAAGGUGAAAAAAUCUCAAAAUAAAGUGAGCAAAAAAGAGAAUGAUACACUAAAUGAUGAUUCUCUUUUUGGUGAGCUGGUGUCCAAAGCAGGAUACAUACUGAAGAAAGGAGACAUCCCUAAUCUGUUGAAUUGCGAUCAGGCAAUUUUUCAGCGUGAUCUUCGAUGGAGUUUAAAGUCUCAUCCACUUUAUCGAAUGCCAGAAAUAGCUGAAAAGUUUGUAAAGGGAUUAGAGGAUCACAUUGAAGACCCAGUAAGGCUGAAAUGGGCACUGCUAUAUACUCAGACAGAAAAAGAUUGUGUAACUGCACGUGGAGGACAACAGGACUCCCUUAUUCGUUUAUGUCUCAACAUAGAAGAGCUCCAACCAUGCCUUAUUACACUGUUAACAGAAAAGCUUCUGGAGGUUGCCAACGAUGAUGAAAGCAGCAGUCAAGCAAACAUUCCAAACCUAGUAUUGGCCAACCUCAAAUGGUUAGACUGCAUUGUGGACUCUGACAUACUAACUGCAAAGAUUGUGGAUAUUAUUCAGGGAUCACCACUCAAGAUCCAGCAAGAAAUCAUCAGUUUUGUGCCCAGCAUAGUAGAGGAUGCCAACCACCCCAAGGUAGCUGAGGUGUUAUGUGAGCUGUAUGACACAGUGCCAGAACUGACCACAGCAGUUCUUGACACCCUGGGACACCUGACCCUGCCACCAGAUAGCCUUGAGGAUGUCCGUCAUUCAGUUCUUAAGACACUGCAGGCCACCAGACCUGAACAACUGCCAAUAGUUGUAAAGUUCUUGCUUAACAACACCCCUCAGUCUAUGGCAUAUCAGGUUUUGAGUGACAUGAGAGAAAAGAUCCAUUUGCCAGGUGAUCACAGAGGAAGCAAGACAUCUCCAAGGAAGUCUCAGAGUAAACUGAAUACGAGCAUUACUGCAACAAAUAAUAACUCUAGCAAUGAAGACAUAGCAUAUGAAGUGCUUCUCAUGAAUAACAUAAAGAUGGCUACUCUCACUCAUAAGUUUCUCUCCAUUGCUUGGUUAAAGGCAAUACAUGAUGUAGAUGAUGUUGCCAGUACUCGGCCUUUCGAUGUUUUGAUUCUGCUGAAACUGUACGAUUCUGUGCCCUCCCAACGUCGUCACAUUGAGAGUAUAUUUCGUAAUAAGAUACGAACUGGAUUGUUCCCCAAUACGUUGCUUGAAAAAACCUUUACAAGCCAUAGCAGUGUAUGUACUAAAAAAAAAUUUUUAACCUUGAAGAAAAACCCGCUUUUGCGGGGGGCCCCAAAAUUUUUUGUUUUGCCAGGAGGAGCCACUUUGUUUAGGUUAAGUUUCGUGCAUCUAGAUGGCUAUCAGAGGCAAGAGAUAGUUUUAUCUCUCUUGAGGCACCUUGGAGACAACCCUGCAGUGAGAUUAACUGCAUUGUCUCUCUUGUCUUCCCUAGCUCGUGAGCAUACUGCUGCCAUGUCAAAGUUCACCAUUUUUCUCAAGGGAUCCUUAGACAUGGUAGAUGAAUUGGGAAUGGGGGAAGUGAAGAAGCUUCUUGAUGUGGUAAGCCUUUUAGCAUACUCUGAGUCCUCUCACGCUGCGCUUCAAGAUGAGCUUGUCAUCCUGGUGCGCAAACAGCUCUCUCACUCUGACUUGAAGUACAAGCUCAUUGGUGUGCUGAAUGCUGCACUUGUUGUGAAAAACAUGGUGGGACAGGAUGAUAGCCAGGAUAGCUUGAUCACAUCAAGUGGCAAGGCAUCGUCAUCUGCACUCAAUUCUUCUCUGCUGAAGGAGGCAGAAAACCUCCUCCAUCUGGUGCUCUCCUCCACAGCUAAGUCACCAACUGCUUCUGCAUUAUUUAUGGAUGAAAUGGCAUCUAUCAUCCUUAAGGAAGGAAUGAACUCCAAGCUAGAGGAAUGGGUGUGCGAGAAGAUGACUGAUGACUUUCAAGUAACCUUUGUAUUAGACUAUGCAGCACUCUCAUGUCUAUUUUACACCAUAAAUUGGUUUCUUGAACUUAUUAAUGCCUUUGUUACACAAAAGGAUAGUGAGCUUAAGCAAAAGGUAUUUUCACGUGUACAGCAAGUAAUUCAGCUUCAGAAUAUGUUAUCACAGCUCUUGCCUAAGUGUGGCAGCUACUCUCCACCUCUGGCAGUGUUUGAUCUAGACACAUCUACAACUUUACCUACAUUCACAAUACCUAUUGCAAAGAAAGGAAAGAGGGGACGGAAGCCAGCACCUAAGAAAGGGAAGAAAAAUAAAGGCAAGGAGAGCACAACAGAAGCAACACAAAUGGGCACCCCAGCACCUUCACAGCCUGCCACACUACCCACCACUCAGCCUGCACUCCUGACACUACCUGGGGAAAAGGACUCUGAAACUCCAGAGGUAUCAUCAUCGGUAAACAUGAAUUGUCUUCGGCCAUUCUUCAGAGAGCUUCACCUUGAUGUGUUUUGUCUUCUGUUCAGAAAGUUGGCUCUGGACACUGAGUUGCAGGUUAAAGCUCAGUUAACAUUAUCAGAAGCUGAAUUUCUGCUGACUGAUCUAAACUUCAAACUUAUGCAUGUGUUUGGAUCCACGAACAAACGAGCAUCAGUGCUUGGCAGUAAUCCAGAAAAAAGUAUCGGCUACUCCCACCUCGACCUCUUUACACCGGCUGAGGUUGCUCAACGAGCUCUUAGGUUUCUCAAGCCAGUCUGUGUUCACCUUGAAACAAUUAGUGGUUUCUUUCAGAGUAUGAUUGCUGAUAAUGAUGGAGUGAUGGAUGCCCCGGGAAUGUUCACUGAAAAAAUGCAGCCAUUGAUAAAAGUCAACACUCUGCUCUUCACAACAGUGUCGGUUUUUCUUUCUUGGCCAGGUCUCCAUCAAGAAGAAAAUGAAGCAACUUUAAUAGCUGUUCUGCGUAUUAUUGCCAAAAAGUUGGAGGGUGAAGUUGUGAGUGGAAUGGGACAAGAAGAAUUGAUAUCAAUAGUUUUCCGAUACAUCUCAAACUUCCAUUCAUCUGUUGUCAGCAUUGAGACUGCAUCGCUCCUUGUGCAGACGCUGGUUGCAGUCACCCUUCUCCCACAACAUGAAGAUUUUAGUGACAAACUUGUGGAAGUUGUUGAAGAUCUACUGAAGAGAGAAUGGUAUGCAACUGGUGGGGAAAGGGAGAAGGGAGCAGUGUUCAACCAACAAGUACAUAUUCUACUUCAGGAAUACUUGAAACAGAGCAAAAAUCCUCUGUUAUUGAUAGAAAAUAUUUGCAGUGGACCACUAGAGGAAUUUAUGAGGGCUACUGGUCGUGAUCCUCACUCGGACAGCUUCCCAACACUCAACAAGGGCACCCUGGGAAUAUAUUAUCGCAAUUUGCUGUCGUUCUUAGGGAGUGGAAUUAAAAAGUCUCUCACAGCUUUAGGCUCAUCAAGUAAUAAUAUGCAGAAGUUACUGGUGUGGAACACUGCUAUCAAGAUAUUUCAUACAUUGGUUAUGGUGCUCAAGACACACAACUCCCGCCAGUUGUUGAUUGCUUGCUUGAAGCAUGCACGGUCUUUUUUGGAGCUCUUUCUGCGCAGUGCUAUGCCCCUGAUGGACACCUGCCUACGCCAUCACAAUCAGGAAGUGGUUACCCUCUUGAAGAGUCUCCAGGUCUCAACAAGGCAUUUGCAGCACGUGUGUACACAUUCCAAGGUCAUUCAGGAUACAAGUUUAACUCGUUAUGUCCCACUGGUCAAGAAGUUGCUAGAAAUGUUGGUGUAUCGGGUCAAGGCUAUGCUGGCUCUCAACAAGUGUUGCAAUGCUUUCUGGAUGGGUAACUUGAAGAACAGAGACUUGAAAGGAGAAGAAAUACUUACUCAGUCUGCUAGAGCAGAGGCUGAAGCCAAUGAAGAGGAGGAAGAUGAAGAGGAGGAGGAUGUUCCUGAUGAUCAGUCUGAUGUUGACCUUGAAGAUGACGACGAGAAGAGCAGGACGUCGGGCAAAGGAGAAGAGGAGCAAGUAUCUGACUACAGUGCCAGCUUUUAAGGUUACAUGCACACAUCAGAAAUUCUCAAAUUAAUUUGUUGCAAUUAAAAACAGGAAAUUUAUUUAUAAACAAUUUUAGUAGCAAGUAUGCAUUAAUAACCUCUUCAAUAUCUUCAGGCAGUUAUAUUCAGAGGAUGUUUUCUCACUCUGGGUGUAUUGAAGAUAAUUUAAAGCAUGAAAAAUUGUGGGCUUGAAUUUCCAGCUAGUAUAAAUUCAUAAGCAGUUAAUAAUCACUUUAGAGUUGAUCAAGUAGCUAUCCACCAUCCUUGUCUUAUGCUUUAGGACUGUUCACCACUUUGUAAAGUGUCAUUAGAAUUUAAGCCGUACCUACCAUUCAUUACCAAUUGGUAGGAUCUAUAACUGACAGUGUAGAUGAACCAAGCAAGAAUGUUACCUGUAUAAUUAAGUUGGGAGACUGGACAUCAGAAAGUGGCAAAUUUAAGAGCACAUAAAAUCCACUCAAGUACAGUACUGCAGGAUAAAACAAUUAAUAGGACUUGAAGGCCAAUUGGUAAGUAUAUAAGGGAUCUCUCAUUAUUAUCCUGAAGAAAAUCUUUCCAUUCUGAGAACAAUUGCUGUAUAGUCCUUGUGGCUUAGCGCUUCUUUUUGAUUAUAAUAAUAAUAAUCUGAGAACAACUAGGCUUCUGGACUCUUCACUUGAACUGUGGGGAAUAGUGCUCUCAUGACUGCUUUUAUGCCAGCCUUGCCUAUAGUAGCUUCACUGAAGCAAGUCCUGCAUCAUUACAAGAAGAACUCUUGCAAACCUGUCACAUGGUACCAAAUUGCUGACAGUUCAAUAUUGUUUGGUAGACUAUGCUAUCAUAAUACAUCAACUGUUUACAACAUCCCAUUAUAAUUAUUAUUAUCAAAAAGAAGCGCUAAGCCACAAGGGUACAACAUCCCAAUAACGUUUACUUUUCCCCAUACACUAAGUUCCACCUUUACAGAGUAUGUGAUUUUGCACAUGACUAACCUGCACUGAUAAAAAUACCUCUUUCCAUUUUUAGCACUGUGUAGCAGUCAAUGCUGAUCCUUUCCAGUUAAGUACUUCCCAACAACAUGCUGCUCUUACAUGGUUCAUCAAACCUGACCCCACAAAUGGCUACACUAUAGUACUGUACAUAGUAUUUUUCACUAAAAUGUAAAACUAUUUUAAUAGUACCGAGUUAUUCAAUUAAGUACAAUCUGCCUAAAUUGUGGUACAGUAUAAUAGAUUCAUUUCUGUUUGUUUCAGGAUUUAUCAAAGUUUAUUAUUAUAAUGAAAGUGCAUUAGAAAAGUUAAUUGUUAGCACUGCCAUUAAAACUAACAUUUUUAGUUGUAAAAUGCAUAUUCAUAAUUGGUAAUAUCACUGUAUAUACACAACGUAUACUUACACUUGCACUUUUGUUUAUUAAACACAGAAUUGUACAUGGUAUAUUCAUAUUUUUAAUUAAACUAUUUGAAAAAAAAAAAAAAAGUGAUUCAUAAUUUGCAAAUCCUUUUUAAUAAUUUUAGUUAAUCAACCAAAUAUUCUUGAGCUUG